UUAAGAUCUCAACCCCACGACAACGCUUUCGCCUUUCACGACCACCACGAUCAACCGCAACCAUGGCGCCCAGCUACGAUAACCUCCAGGACGAAGAGCUCAUCGAUGAAGAUGAUAUCGAUUUCACAGACCUGCGAGAGCAAUAUGAAGUGCGACUGGAGGAAGGGCUCGAUACAUUCGUCGUCGUGGAUGGCCUGCCAAAGGUCCCGGCAGACAGCCGAGUAAAGCUCACGAAGUUCCUGUUAAGGAAAUUGAAUGCGGUGGGUACCGCGACGGAAGAAGGCACCUUCAUGCCGCUGGACGAUUCCAAUACUACACUGGGAUUUGCCUUCGUCGAGUUCUCCUCACCCAAAGAAGCAGUCGCGGCGAUUAAGGCUUUCAACGGCACCCCAUUAGACAAGAAACAUACCAUCGCCAUCAACAAGCUCACCGACAUCGAUCGAUAUGGCAGGGAAGGUCGCGUUGAGGAAGAAUAUGUCCCACCAACAAUCGAAGACUUCCAGGAGAGAGAGCACCUCCGAUGGUGGCUCAGCGAUCCGGAUGCGCGGGAUCAGUUCGUCAUGUUCCGGGGAGACAACGUCGGCGUUUUCUGGAACGAGAAGGAUGACCCACCGGAGGUGAUCGUAGACCGACCCAACUGGACCGAGAUGUUCGUGCAAUGGUCGCCGCUAGGAACAUACCUCACCUCAAUACAUCAACAGGGUGUACAGAUUUGGGCCGGCAAAUCAUGGACUCGGCAGAGACGGUUCGCACAUCCGUUCGUCAACCUGAUCGAUUUCUCUCCCAAUGAAAAUUACCUGGUCACUUGGUCGCAUCGUCCGAUCGCCGUCGAUGAGAACAAUCCCGGUCCGAUGUCUAUGGAGGAAGACGGAAAGAACUAUAUCAUCUGGGACGUCGAGACCGGCAAGCCUCUACGAUCGUUUGUUACUCUGGAUAUCCCGGGACCCCCCGAUGAGAAUGGCGAGCCGACCAAGAAGAAGCUUCAGUGGCCAGCUUUCAAAUGGUCCGCAGACGACAAAUACGUGGCACGCAUGACCUUCGGUCAGUCAAUAUCAGUGUACGAGACCCCACGGAUGAACAUGCUUGAUAAAGCGUCCAUCAAGAUCGAAGGCGUACAAGACUUCGAGUGGGCUCCAGCAACGGCAAAACGCGAGAGCAUCAAAACGUAUGAGCAGCUGCUCUGCUAUUGGACCCCGGAACUUGGAAGCAAUCCUGCAAAGGUCGGCUUGAUGACCCUUCCAUCCAAAGAAAUUGUCCGAACGAGGAACCUUUUCAAUGUCUCAGAUGCCAAGCUCCACUGGCAAUCACAAGGACAGUAUCUUUGCGUCAAGGUUGACCGACAUUCGAAGUCAAAGAAGUCGCUCGCCACAAACCUCGAGAUCUUCCGUAUCCAGGAGAAGGGCGUCCCGGUCGAAGUUGUCGAUUCUCUCAAAGACACCGUCAUUAACUUCGCUUGGGAGCCGAAGGGCGACCGGUUCGUUCUCAUCACUGCUGGCGAGAUCCCUCAAUCAGCCGCCGUUCCACCCAAGACAUCCGUUGUUUUCUUCUGCCCCGAGAAGGCCAAGGGCAAUGCCGUUGGCAACUUCAAACAUAUCCGCACCAUCGAAAAGAAGAACAGCAACGCCAUCUACUGGUCGCCGAGGGGACGAUUCGUCGUCAUUGCCACCGUACACUCGCAGCAAAGCUUCGAGCUCGACUUCUGGGAUAUGGACUUCGAGGGCGAGAAAGACGAGAAAGAUAAGGAUCUCACGGCUAACUUGCAGCUGAUGAACACGGCGGAGCACUACGGCAUCACAGACGCAGAAUGGGACCCGACCGGUCGCUUCGUCGCAACAUCCGCGAGUAUCUGGAAGCAUACCGCUGAAAAUGGAUACCACCUCUACGACUUCAAAGGCACCGCCCUCCGCGAAGAACCCCUCGAGCGCUUCAAGCAAUUCGCCUGGCGCCCCCGCCCCCCGACCCUCCUCACCAAGGAAGAGCAGAAGCACAUCCGCCGCAACCUCCGCGAAUACUCGAAGAUCUUUGACCCGCAGGAUCUGCUCCGGAAGAACAAGGCGUCGCGUGCGAUCAUCGAGCAGCGGCGGCGUCUGUUGGACGAGUGGCUGGCGUGGCGCGAGCAGGUGGAGGAGGAGCUGCACGAUGAGGUCGCGGCGGGUUUGCCGGACAUUGCGGAGGUGGUGGACGAUGGGAAGAAUGAGGUGAUUGAGGAGAUUGUGGAGGAGAUUAUUGAUGAGACGGAGGAGAUCAUCGCGUGAGGGUGAGGGAUACUGUCUUCGCGAUAAAACGGGCGGAUAGUGAGUUGUAACGUUGUUUCAUUCGGCCUAGCCGUCAUAGUCAUGGAGCAAGG
Eremomyces bilateralis CBS 781.70 is the source of this 2347-nucleotide messenger RNA. Its product is annotated as translation initiation factor eIF-3b. Lineage: Eukaryota; Fungi; Ascomycota; Dothideomycetes; Eremomycetales; Eremomycetaceae. Gene Ontology annotation, molecular function: translation initiation factor binding; RNA binding; translation initiation factor activity. Gene Ontology annotation, cellular component: eukaryotic translation initiation factor 3 complex. The record is from RefSeq and is a predicted model, not a curated record. Bases 63 to 2255 code for a protein of 730 amino acids. Gene Ontology annotation, biological process: translational initiation. The transcript has 3 exons.